This is a messenger RNA of Ceratitis capitata (Mediterranean fruit fly), 3416 nucleotides long. RefSeq lists its product as uncharacterized. Bases 314 to 3382 code for a protein of 1022 amino acids. NCBI's taxonomy places the organism in Eukaryota, Metazoa, Arthropoda, Insecta, Diptera, Tephritidae. The transcript is spliced from 8 exons. The record is from RefSeq and is a predicted model, not a curated record.
AUUAUUCAUUAAAGAUAGAUUUUUUUCGUUUUUUUUUAAAUAUAUAAAUACAUUGUAUUGCUUUUUAAAAAUUUGUCGAGCGUUCACGGGUAAUGCAUUCGAAAACUACAUUCAAACAUUAAAAAAAAUUAAAAGCUGUAAUUUGAACCAUUGUAAAUUAGAAGAAAGUCAACAAAAAUUCGAAUAAACAACAGUUCGGAGAUUUGUCCAUCAGUUACCAUUAUUGGAAACAAGUAAAGACACCUGUUAAAUGACCUAAACUCCAGUGUGAGGCUCUAAUUUCGAACCCAAACAACGGUCACGCAUCAUAAAAAUGGUUACAGGUUACAUAUUUGACAUUAUCGUUGUACGGAUUGACACGGCUACUCAAAGGUUUGACGAUCCGAACCUCUUCACAGUGGAUGUCAAUUACAACAAUGUCUCGCUAAGCAUCACCGCUAGUCGCAUUAAUGUAGCCGAAUUUCGUUCCGGUCGUAGCUAUGAAUUUGACUCUACUCCUGAUGAACUACGUUCUGAUAUGGAGACGAACCCUCUGAAGCUAACUGUAAAAUAUGAUAAUUUAAUUGUUGGGUCUGGUGCAAUGAUUUGGCCGGACUCGGUUCUAAAUAAAAUAUCGAGUUCAAGCAACGAAAUUACACAUGUCGACGAAUGCGAGCUUAUGUUUGACGAAGACAAAGUCGGCACUGUUGAGGUUAUUGUGCGCUUGCAAUGUAAAUGCCAAGAAAACUGUGACGAUUUGAUGGCGGAUCGUGACGAUAUUCGUCACCACUUAGAUAAGGUGAUCAAUCCGCACGACAUUCUGUUUGUGGUGGGUGAUACUACUAAAGAAGACGACUGCACCGGCCUAUUUCCCGGAUCUAAUCACUCCUGCGAUGGAUAUCCAUACACCACAGCCCUCGACCUGUCACGUUAUCGCGCUAUGAACGGACGACUGGUUCCAUCACCCGAUAUUUUAAAUACUUGUGGUAAUGCGGAGUGCUGUGAAUUAAAGAAAAUGUCUAAUACUUAUCAGAAGCUUAUUGAUUCCAUAGCAGUUGCAAAUGAUAAGCGAUCCUGCCGUACCAACAACCAUAUGCGCGACUGUCCGCAUGACAAUAAGUUCUCUUCGAGCAGUACAAGAGAUAGUUCGGAUUGUAGAUUUCCAUGCUCUUGUUUUGCCAACCAACACUCGGAAAAUGGUGCGUUUGCCGGUGAAAAGCUAAUAAAUAUUUGUCCUCAAGUGCCACCGAAAACCAAUCAGACCGUCAUGCACACACCAAGGCUGUGCCCUGUUUGUAAGGAAAAUAUUUCUUGGUUACCAAAACUAGCGUGUUGUCCGAAAUGUGGUUAUAAACCGGUGCCCUAUGUGGAAGAGAAGCCAUAUAACGAAAAAAUGACAGCUGACCAAAUACUGCAAGAAUAUCUGGACAAACAGUCUAGCGGCACAGAUCAGAAAUUGAGCGAUUGCUGUCGCCACGACGGUGGUGAAAUACCUGCUACAACAGAGAAAAAGGAAUGUCGGUGCACUUGCAAGAACGGCAAAAUAUGCGCUCAUUGCCGGAUCCGUAAGCUAUGCGAAGAUAUCUUUCAGCCUCCAAGGCCGCCAGAAGAGCCCGAACAGGAUUGUGGAAAGUGUGAGUCGGAUGAAAUGUUCAAUGUGUGCAAAACGAGCAGUAAAGAUUGCCGUCCUUACCUGGCUCGUGUGUUCUCAGAACUGAGAGAUUUGUAUGAUAUAAAAAAAGCUCAAUAUAAGCCCUUCAAGCAAGAUGAAAGAUGUGAAAAGGAGUUGCAAGGAUCAGGUGGUGGCCAAAAGAAACGCACUCAACACUCCGAUAAAUCAGAAAAACAAAAGAAACCUACUCAGGAAGAAGAACAAACAACAAGAAGAAAGAAAAAGACUCGAACUAGGACGAAAUCGAAUGAACAUGAGCUCACCAAGAAAGAUAAGAAAGCAUAUUCAUAUGGCGGCGAUCAUUCCUUUCCUAUCAAAGACUCUCGCCACCAGAAAUGUAUUAAUGGUUUCAACAUCGGUAAGAAAAAUGUGCCACGUAAUAUGGGUUGGCUAUGGAAUUUGGAAACCAGCGGCAAAAGACGAGGAUGGAAGCCGGGUGCCAUACGCAAGCCCAUUAAGGAGAUAAUGAGAUUCUUUCUAAAAGACUAUCCGGCCGACACCAUACGAGUCUCACAAUAUGCUUACCGCGAUCAAGGCAAAGGCGACGGUAGAGAGCUGGAAGAGGAGAUACUACAACGACCAACAUUGCACAUAUGUAAGAAAAAUGACGAGUAUUUCAUCACUUUACGUCCGCUUAAGGAUCCCGAAGCGCUGAAGGAAUGCGCCGAUCCAUAUCUUAAUAUGAAGCCCAUACAGUUUAAAAUUACUAAAAAUCCUCUUAUGGUUGAAAUGAGUAAAUUGAAACGUUGCCUCAAGGCAAUGGGUUUUGCUAAAUGUACUUGCCACAAACCGGUCAUUGAAUGUUUUUGCCGCAGUUUCUUAGACAAGAAACGACUUGAAUAUCAGGUCAGUAAGGAAUGUAGAAAACGCCAAAUACCAUGUUGCAAUAGCACUCUAGUACUCUCCGAUACCACCGACUCAGAUGUGGAGUUCGAUUUUGGAGUUACACCACCUGCAGGCGUUAUUAAGCCGGAGCGUCUGAAAAAGCCCAAUCUGGUGAACCAUGGAACGCAGUAUGUUGAGAAUGACUGGAAUAUACAACCCAAGUAUCCUAUGUUGCCAAACAGAUUUAUGAAGUCAUACAAUUGCGCAACUGGAGCACACUACGAUUUCACUAGAAGUGGUGGUGAAGGAGGUUGGUCUGGUGGACCUGGAGGAAACUGGGGUGGUGGCUGGAGAGGAGGUCGUGGAGGAUGGGGUCAUGGAGGUGGUAGAGGUGGUGGAUGGGGUCCUGGUGGUGGCAGAGGUGGUGGAUGGGGGCCCGGUGGAGGUAGAGGCAGUUUUGGACCUGGCGGGGGUAGGGGUGGUUUCGGAUCUGGUGGUGGUAGAGGUGGCUUUGGACCAGGAGGAUGGGGCCCAGGUGGCGGAAGAGGAGGGCGCGGAGGAGGCCGAGGAGGUUGGAGUGGGCCUGGCGUUCCUGGAGUUCCCGGAGCUCCUGGAGGAAUUGGUCCAGAUAGUAAACCAAUAUCUGGCGGUGGCGUUGAUAUGAUGAAAUAUUUAAAGAAUAAUAAAGUAGGCGGUGGCGGUGGUCCGGGAGGAUCUGCAUACCAAGCGAGACUUCGUCGGGAGCGCUUGACAGAAGUUCCUCCUCCUUUACUGUGCAUGAUUGAUCGUCGAAGGAAACCGGAUCCGUAUUGUUAUCCUUGUUAUCCACCAUGCUAUCCUUCAUAUUAUUCUCCAUGUUAUCCGUGUGGCGAUUGUCGUUAUCCGUGUCCAGAACGAAUAUGUUGAACAUUCAAAUUAUAAAACUAGAAAGCUGAAAAAA